Molecule: messenger RNA, 1997 nt
Organism: Diaporthe batatas
Lineage: Eukaryota; Fungi; Ascomycota; Sordariomycetes; Diaporthales; Diaporthaceae
Exons: 2
Coding region: 322-1083 (253 amino acids)
Cellular component (GO): cytoplasm
Molecular function (GO): phosphatase activity
Source: RefSeq, a predicted model, not a curated record
GACAAUUACGACACAGGUUGACUGUCGACCUCGGGCUGGCCCUCGUUCCCGCCAGCCAAGGGCGGGAUCAUGACAACAUGAGGAUAGACCUCUCUGGCAGCAUGACUCAUCCUGCUAGGACGACUGACUUUGACGACUUGCACUCUCAACCCCUCUACACAGUAUCUAUCUGCUCUCAUGAUAAAAACUAGACUCCCGGACUCACCAACAUCAAGAGACUGACCACGCCAAACCGCAUAUACUGUGUAUACCAGACCGCAGAGUCACCAACGACUUACCUUACUCACCCCGAGCAGACAACAAAACCCCCCAGCCCCAAAGAUGACAAUCACCCUCCACCUCGUCCGCCACGCGCAGGGCUUCCACAACCUCAACGUCACAAACCAGCAGAUCCCAGACCCCUACCUGACGCCCACGGGCAGGGAGCAGUGCCAGGCCCUGCGCGCGAGCUUCCCGCACCACGACCGCCUCACGCACCUGGUCGCCUCGCCCCUGCGCCGCACCCUCCAGACCUGCGAGCAGUCCUUCCGCCCGGCCGUCGACGCGGGGCUCAGGGUCGUCGCGCAGCCCCUCGUGCAGGAGGUCUCCCCGCUGCCCUGCGACACCGGGUCCGAGCCCGAGGUGCUGGCCGCCGAGUUCGGCGCGUGGGCCGACGUGUCGGGCGUCCCCAAGGGGUGGAACGACAAGACCAGCGAGGGGUCGCCCUGGGCGCCGCGCGUCGAGGCGCUCGAGGAGAGGGCCAGGAGGGCGAGGGUGUGGCUGAGGGAGCUGGGCAGGGGGUGGAAGGCCGAGGGGCGUGGCGACGCUGCUGAGAUUGUUGUUACGACCCACGGGGGGUUCUUGCACUUCCUGACGCAGGACUGGGAGGGGCUGGAUGUUUCCAAAGGUACGGGAUGGGAGAACACCGAGUACAGGAGCUACGAGUUUGACGAGCCAGAGGGCGACGACAGCGAGGCCAGGAUCCACGAGACCAAGCCCAGCUGGCGGAGGAGGCGUGGUAGCGCCAUCGGGCUCACCGCCACCGAGCAGCAGCAGCAACGCGCAGUCGUUAUCGACGCCUAUAAUAAAGCGUUUGGGCUAUGAGAAUGACAACGGGACAGCGGCCGAGCAGCCGAGCAGCCGAGACGGCGGUCCUCAUCCCGUCCAACAGAUGGGCACGGAGUCGCCCACCUGCAUAGACGCUUCACCGAUCGCGCUUCGUCAACCCAUACAGCGUGCGCCGUGUAGGCGCUAGAGUUGAAUUUGUUUCUGGCAUGCGUAGAAAAAUAGACAGAACUGCGGUAGAAACACAUAGACGCAGUGUCAAGUUGAUCAUUAAACAACUAGACUUGAACGAGGCGGUCCGGCGCGCUGAGGACGCAGGAGCCGCCUGGUGCUCUUCGCGGGUUGCAUCAUGUGUGUCACGGCCGGCGCUUGUUUGCCCAGCCGGAGGAAAGUUCUCAGGCCCAGCGGCUCCGUGCUCUGUGCUCUGUUUCUACCGCUGCCAUUAUGCCUUGGCCGUUGCCUGGGAUUGAUCAGGUUCCGUCUGCGGUAAAUUGGGCUCUGGCAAUCCAAUCGCUUGCUCGGAACCGCCAGCGCCGAGGUGUAAGUCAAGAAGGCAGACUCGGCUGUCCUGUCCAGGUGCCGCGUCCGAAUUAUUAGUAGGCUUUGACGGAUGCAACAGAAUGCCCCUCAUGCGCAUCAACACGCGACGGUGCGUUUUUAGACGCAGGAAGACGUAAAUUGGGGCAGCCGGCAUGCAUGGCACGGUCCAGUCCUGUCGGCAAAUGACAAGCUUCUGGGUGGCGACCGACUCAUGAGAUAUCGGCAACCCACCUCGACAGCUGCGUCGAGCUUCAUCCAUUCCUACAACUCUGAUUGCUUAAUUUGCAUCCAGAGGAGGUUGACUCGGAGCCGCAUCUCCUCGGCGACUAGAUAGGGCGAGUUGGCGUUGCGGCCUGUCAGUCAAGGUUGAUGGGUCCCACAGCGUGAGCACGUCUGGCACGCUUUCAGCGACU